Molecule: messenger RNA, 10988 nt
Organism: Loxodonta africana (African savanna elephant)
Lineage: Eukaryota; Metazoa; Chordata; Mammalia; Proboscidea; Elephantidae
Gene: TRPM6
Product: transient receptor potential cation channel subfamily M member 6
Exons: 40
Coding region: 612-6743 (2043 amino acids)
Biological process (GO): protein tetramerization; metal ion transport; protein phosphorylation
Cellular component (GO): plasma membrane; apical plasma membrane
Molecular function (GO): protein serine/threonine kinase activity; ATP binding; monoatomic cation channel activity
Source: RefSeq, a predicted model, not a curated record
CAUGAUUAGGAAUAGAAACAGGGCUGGGAGAACAGAGAUGCUGUAAAUGUUAUUUAUAAAACUUGGGAAUUUUAACAUGAAAGAUCUGAACAAUAAUCCAUAUUUUAACUUGGAGCACAGAAAGUAAAAGUAAAAUCUUUUUUAACAAUAGUUUAGUAACAGCAGCCUCUAAAACAGUUUGCAGGGAUUCUGAAUACAGCUUUAAAACAUAGAUGUUGAAUUCAGUGUGCUAAAUGCCAGCUCAGCAGGUAACAAUGUGUUUCCAAAGCACAAGCCCAGGGUUGAUAAACUGGUCUCCCUGCAGCUGGAGGACUCAAACAGAUGACGACAAGGGUGUUAAUCAUUUCCCUUCCAGGCAAUCUUAGCCACAAGUUCCUGCUAAAAGUGAAAUCACCCCUCUGGUUUAUGUUUAAAAACUUUUCACCCAGUUCAUGCUGCAAUUACUCCCUUCUAGGCUAAGCACGUGGAAAUCUGCGGGGCAAUUCUGUUUUCAGCACCAAUUCCAUUUAUAGCUCCCAUAAGCCGGGGUUUAUCUGAUAGUGCGGUGGAUGGAAACUUCAGGAUAAAGUUAAAUGGCUGAAGGUUGAGUGGAGCUUGUGCUGGCUGUGGUUAUGAACAGGUCCCAGAAAUCCUGGAUUGAAGGAGUAUUUGACAAGAGAGAAUGCAACAAAGUCAUACCCAGCUCAAAAGACCCUCACAGAUGUACUGGAGAGUGCCAGGUCUGCCAGAAUUUAGUCAGGUGUUACUGUGGGCGAUUGAUUGGAGACCAUAAUGGAGUAGAUUAUUCCUGGACCAUCUCAGCUGCCAAUAGUGAUGAAAAUGAACAAUGGUCUGUUGAAAAGCACACAACAAAAAGCCCUACAGAUACCUUUGGCACUAUUAAGUUCCAAGAUGGAGAACAUACCUACCAUUCCAAGUAUAUUAGAACUUCUUAUGAUACCAAGUUGGAUCAUCUGUUACAUUUAAUGUUGAAAGAGUGGAAGAUGGAACUUCCAAAGCUGGUGAUCUCUGUCCAUGGGGGUAUCCAGAACUUUAAGAUGCCCUCCAAACUUAAAGAGAUAUUCAGCCAAGGUUUGGUCAAAGCUGCAGAGACCACGGGAGCAUGGAUACUGACUGAAGGCAUUAAUACCGGAGUGUCCAAGCAUGUUGGGGAUGCCCUGAAAGCCCAUUCCUCCCAAUCCUUGCGAAAAAUCUGGACAGUUGGAAUCCCUCCUUGGGGUGUCAUUGAGAACCAGAGAGAUCUUAUUGGAAAAGAUGUGUUGUGCUUGUACCAGACUCUGGGCAACCCCCUCAGCAAGCUCACCACACUCAACAGCAUGCACACACACUUCAUCUUGUCUGAUGAUGGGACUGUGGGCAAGUAUGGAAAUGAAAUGAAGCUCAGGAGGAAUCUGGAAAAAUAUCUGUCUCUGCAGAAAAUACACAGCCGUACAAGGCAAGGUGUGCCCGUGGUGGGUCUGGUGGUGGAAGGAGGCCCCAACGUGAUCCUCUCAGUGUGGGAAACUGUGAAGGACAAUGACCCAGUGGUGGUGUGCGAAGGCACAGGCCGAGCCGCUGACCUCCUGGCCUUCACCCACAAACACUUAGUGGAUGAAGGGACUCUACGUCCUCAGGUGAAGCAGGAGAUCAUCCACAUGAUUCAGAACGCUUUCAACUUUAGCCUGAAACAGUCCAAGCACCUCUUUCAGAUUCUAAUGGAGUGUAUGGCGCACAGGGAUUCUAUUACCAUAUUUGAUGCCGAUUCUGAGGAGCAACAAGACCUAGAUUUAGCAAUCCUAACAGCUCUAUUGAAGGGCACAAAUUUAUCAGCAUCAGAACAAUUGAAUCUGGCAAUGGCCUGGGACCGAAUGGACAUUGCCAAGAAGCAGAUUCUAAUUUAUGGACAACAUUGGAAGCCUGGCUCACUGGAACAAGCAAUGCUGGAUGCUUUAGUGAUGGAUCGGGUAGAUUUUGUGAAACUCUUAAUAGAAUACGGGGUGAACCUCCAUCGCUUUCUUACCAUCCCCCGACUGGAAGAGCUCUAUAAUACUAAACAAGGACCUACUAAUAUGCUCUUACAUCAUCUUGUCCGAGAUGUAAAACAGAAUACCCUUCUCUCAGGGUACAAAAUCACACUGAUUGACAUUGGAUUGGUAAUAGAAUACCUCAUUGGUGGAGCAUAUCGGAGCAGCUACACUCGAAAAAAUUUCAGAGCCCUGUACAACAACCUCUAUAGAAAACGCAAGCCCUCCCUUCAGCGGAGCUGCUCCUCAGGAAAUGGAAACGAGUCUGUGGAAAGCACGUUGCAUUCCCAAUUCAUUAGAACGGCCCAGCCUUACAAACUCAAGGAAAAGUCUGUUGCACUUCAUAAAUCAAGGAAGAAGUCAAAAGAACAAAACCUGUCAGAGGACCCCGAGGCUGCUGGCUUUACUUACCCUUACAAUGACCUGCUGGUUUGGGCUGUGCUCAUGAAAAGGCAGAAGAUGGCCAUGUUCUUCUGGCAACAUGGCGAGGAGGCCACAGUUAAGGCCGUGAUUGCUUGUAAACUGUACCGAGCAAUGGCCCAUGAAGCUAAGGAGAGCAACAUGGUGGAUGAUGCCUCUGAAGAGUUGAAAAAUUACUCAAAACAGUUUGGCCAGCUUGCCCUGGACAUGUUGGAGAAAGCAUUCAAGCAGAAUGAGCAAAUGGCCAUGAAGAUGUUGACAUAUGAACUCAAGAACUGGAGCAAUGCUACUUGCUUGAAACUGGCUGUGUCUGGAGGAUUGCGACCCUUUGUCUCACAUACUUGUACCCAAAUGCUACUGACAGACAUGUGGAUGGGGUGCCUAAAAAUGAGGAAGCACUCUUGGUUAAAGAUCAUCAUAAGUAUUCUUUUACCGCCCACCAUUUUGACAUUGGAAUUUAAAAGCAAAGCUGAGAUGUCACAUAUUCCGCAGUCUCAGGACUACCAAUUUACACGGUAUUAUGGUGACCAGAACCCCAGCAGUACCAAAGAAAGUGCUUGUGUGAAAGACUGUGAUGUAGAAAGGGGCAAAGAUGAGAAACUAGGUGAAAAUCAACACUUAGAUUUAAAGAGUGAACCCAAAAGCCUCCCAUGGACGAGGAAGGUCUACGAGUUCUACAGUGCUCCGAUUGUCAAGUUUUGGUUUCAUACGAUGGCUUAUUUGGCAUUCCUCAUGCUGUUCACUUACACUGUGUUGGUAGAGAUGCAGCCCCAGCCCAGCAUGCAAGAGUGGCUUGUUAUCAUUUACAUCUUCACCAAUGCCAUUGAGAAAGUCAGGGAGGUCUGGAUUUCAGAGCCUGGGAAGUUUACUCAAAAGGUGAAGGUAUGGAUUAGUGAGUACUGGAACAUAAUGGAAACUGUGGCUAUUGUCCUGUUUUCAGUUGGUUUCGGCCUUCGAUUGGGUGACCCUCCUUUUCACACAGCGGGAAGACUUAUCUACUGCCUAGACAUCAUAUUCUGGUACACGAAACUCCUGGACUUCCUUGCCGUGAAUCAACAUGCGGGUCCGUAUCUGACCAUGAUUGCAAAAAUGGCAGCAAACAUGUUCUACAUUGUGAUCAUGAUGGCCAUAGUCCUGCUGAGCUUUGGAGUAGCACGCAAGGCCAUUCUUUCUCCAAAGGAGCCUCCAUCUUGGAAGCUAGCUCGAGAUAUUGUAUUUGAACCAUACUGGAUGAUAUAUGGUGAAGUCUAUGCUGCAGAGAUAGAUGUUUGUGAAAGCAAUCCAUCUUGCCUCCCUGGUUCUUUUCUUACUCCAUUCCUUCAAGCUGUUUACCUCUUUGUGCAAUACAUCAUCAUGGUGAACCUGUUGAUUGCUUUCUUCAACAAUGUUUACAUGGAUAUGAAGUCUAUGUCAGAUAAACUGUGGAAAUACAAUCGCUAUCGCUACAUCAUGACCUACCAUGAAAAGCUUUGGCUGCCUCCACCUUUUAUCCUACUGAGUCACAUUGGCCUCCUCAUCCGCCGCCUUUGCCAUCGUCAAGCUCCAAAUGACCAAGAAGAGGGUGAUGUUGGAUUAAAACUUUACCUGAGUAAUGAAGAUUUGAAAAAGCUUCACGAUUUUGAAGAGCAGUGUGUGGAAAAAUACUUCCAUGAGAAGAUGGAAAACCUGAAUUGUAGUUGUGAGGAACAAAUUCGAGAGACAUCGGGAAGGGUUACAGAGAUGUACUUCCAACUGAAAGAAAUGAACGAGAAGGUGUCUUUUAUAAAGGACUCCUUACUGUCUUUGGACAGCCAGGUGGGACACCUGCAGGACCUUUCUGCCAUGACUGUGGAUACCUUAAAAGUCCUUUCUGCUGUUGACACCUUGCAAGAGGAUGAGGCUCUCCUGGUCAACAGAAAGCAUUGUUCUUGCAGAAAACUUCCCCACAGCUGGAGCAAUGUCAUCUGUGCAGAGGUUCUAGGCAGCAUGGAGAUCUCUGGGGAGAAGAAAUACCAGUAUUAUAGCAUGCCCCCUUCUUUGCUGCAGAGGCUGGCCAGAGGCCAAAAUCCCCCCAAAGUGGAAAGGGGGCCCCUUCUUGAGAUUACAGACAGUAGUCUGAGACAGGUUCCAAAUGUAAACGAUGACCAGAAGGAGCAAGAAACAAAAAAUGGUAUAGGUGCUUCUGGGGCAUCCCUUAAUUGGCAAACAUACCCAAAGAAUGGCCAGUUUCUCCUGGUCCCUUCUAAUCUAAAGCAAGUUCCUUUUUCUGCAGAAACUACUUUGUCUCUGUCCAGACCAUCUGAGGAAGCAGGGGCAGAUAUGCUGGCAACUGAACAGGUCGUCCAGAGUGAGGUCCCUACUCAUCUGAGUUGGCAGACACCAGUUUUCUCAGACCAGGGGUCAGUAGCAGAACCCAAGGAGCAGUACAAGCCAAUCACUCAGGUACCAGCCAAACAAGACAAGGGGGAGCAAGUUCUACCCACUUUGAGUUCCAAACCUGCACCCAUGAAAGCAACCUCCCUUCCUUCCCAAGCGGAGAGCAUGCGGACUGGAGGUGGAUAUGUGAACUGGGCAUUUUCCGAAGGUGAUGAAACUGGUAUGUGUAGCAUCAAGAAAAAAUGGCAAACCUGCUUACCCUCCACUUGUAACAGUGACUCAAGCCAGAGUGAACCCAGCCAGAUGCAAAACCAGGCGAGAUCCUUAUCCGAGAACUCAACAAGAUUGGCCCAGUGUAGUGACUGCUCGGAGGUGGGACCCUGGCUCCAGCCAAACUCUUCCUUCUGGAUCAAUCCUCUCCGCAGAAGCAGGUCCUUCAUUAGGAGUCAUAGUUUUAGAUUCCACAAGGAAGAGAAAUUGAUAAAGAGCAGUAAGAUUAAAAAUCUUUCACAGUCAUCAGAUAUAGGGCCAUCGGCAUGGGUCAAAGCAAAAAUUCUAACCAAAGACAGGAAAUUGUCAAAGAAAAAGAAGAAAGCACAAAGACCCCAGGUGCCAGUCAUAACGGUCAACACUUGCUCUCAAAGUGACCAACUGAAUUCAGAGCCAGGAGAAAAUAGCAUCUCAGGAGAAGAGGAGUGCAGCAAGAACUGGCUCACGGUGUCCAAACUUAGCCAGAUAAGUUUAGAACCUUACGUAUAUCAGAAGAUGAGAAGUAAAGAAAUCAAACGACAUGCUGUGCAAAUCAGUGAUUACCUAAAGCAGUCUCAAGAGGAUCUGAGCAAAAACUCGUGGUGGAAUUCCAGGGGCACCAACCUCAACAGGAACUCCCUUAAUGUUCCAAUUGUUUGCCAAAGCCAUAAGGAUUGGGAGAGAGAGAAAGAGAAACAGAGAGGGUCGAGAAGUUCAAAUGGAGUUGAUAAAAUCUCAGCCUCCUUAAAAAGCCCUCAAGAGCCUCACCAUCAUUAUUCAGCCAUUGAAAGGAACAAUUUAAUGAGGCUUUCUCAGACCAUACCAUUUACACCAAUCCAACUCUUUGCAGGAGAAGAAGUGACUGUCUACAGGCUGGAGGAGAGUUCCCCUUUGAACCUCGAUAAAAGCAUGUCUUCUUGGUCCCAGCGUGGGAGAGCAGCCAUGAUCCAGGUGUUGUCCCGAGAGGCAUUGGAUGGCGGCCUCCGCAAAGCCAUGAAAGUCAUCAGCACCUGGUCUGAGGAUGAUGUUCUCAAGCCAGGGCAGGUUUUCAUCGUGAAGUCCUUUCUUCCUGAGGUUGUACAGACAUGGCAUAAAAUCUUCCGGGAGAGUACUGUGCUCCAUCUUUGCCUCAGGGAAAUUCAACAACAAAGAGCUGCUCAGAAACUGAUCUAUACCUUCAACCAAGUGAAACCACAAACUAUUCCCUACAUGCCAAGGUUCCUGGAAGUUUUCUUAAUCUACUGCCAUUCAGCUAACCAGUGGUUGACCAUUGAGAAGUAUAUGACAGGGGAGUUCCUCAAGUACAACAACAACAACGGUGAUGAAAUUGCCCCCAACAACACCUUGGAGGAGCUGAUGUUGGCUUUCUCUCACUGGACCUAUGAGUACACCCGGGGAGAGCUGCUGGUUUUAGAUUUGCAAGGUGUUGGAGAAAAUUUGACAGAUCCAUCUGUUAUAAAGCCCGAAGACAAACGAUCAAGAGGAAUGGUGUUUGGACCAGCCAACUUAGGGGAAGAAGCAAUUAGAAACUUCAUUGCCAAACAUCGCUGCAACUCCUGCUGCCGGAAGCUCAAACUCCCGGAUUUAAAAAGAAAUGACUAUAGCCCGGGAAGGAUAAAUUCCACCUUUGGACUUGAGACCAAAAUAGAACCAGCUGAAGGGUGUCCAGCAAGGGAAACGGGCAGCGAUUCCCCAGAAGACCUCACCCGGUUGUAAAAGGGAGGGGUAAGAAGAAAGGUUGGUGGUUUGAAUCCACACAAAGGCACGUCGGAAGAAAGGUCUGAUGCUCUACUUCUGAAACAUGAGCCACUGAAAACCUUAUGGAGCACAACUCUACUCUGACGCACAUGGAGUCUCCAUGAGUUGGAGUUGGCUUGACGGCAACUGUUUUUUUUUUUUUUUAAGAAGAUGAUAACCAUUGCCUUCCCUUCUUCCCUUCCUUGAACUGCAUGGUGACAGGACCACUGAUCAUGGCAGAGCCUCUGUCAGGGUAGCCUUAUACUGUGGGCCUCCCUGGGACACGCCUUCUGAGCCACACAUCUCCCCCUGCCCAGACACCUCAUUGGGAUUCGAUGAGAGUUCUCCUCAAUAUUGACCUCUCUGCAGGGGCUCUUGGCAUGUGCUCUUAGUCCUCGCAUUCCAUGUGAAUGCACGUGAACGAGUCAGCUGGAAAUACUGUUUCUUCAUACCCCGUUGCUUUCGCUGGUCACUCGGAACACUUGGAGCAGAAUGUGGGCAUUGAAGACCAGUGAGAGGAAUUUUUAUUUUCUCACUCUGUGUGCAGACCCUGCCCCUCACUGCUAUUCAUCACCUCACCUACAUAUCGUAUUUAUGUGUAUAUGUGUGCGUUAAAAAGUUAUUUGACUUCUUUGUCUCUCCUUUCCAGUAGCACAGGCUUUUGAAAAGCCUGUAGAUUGUAGCGCACUCCUCCCGUACAAGCUACCCAGCAAAAAGUUAGCAUCCUGGUGAAUUCUAGAUGGGUUUGAGGUCUUGUCAGCGAUUCAUACGAUGCCUGGGCAUUUCAGGUUUCUCUGAGAGAAAGGAAGAGGGACAUCUAAAACAAAUGCCCUUGUAUCUUUUUUUUUUUUUUAAUAAGAGAACAAGGAUAUGUAAGACUGGAAAUUAUUAAGAAAUGUUUUCCCUUCUUUUAAGCUCAGGGUAUUAUAGGUUAGAGAAUUGGCUAAGUCGGUCUGUAAAACACCACUCCCUUUUCUAAAGCCGUGUAUAUAAUAUUACAGGUUAAAUUACUCUGUGUCAGGCCCUAUGGGGAAAGAUGUGGUUUCUGACUGAAAACAUGUUUCAAAGGUGUUUACUUUGUUCCAGUGCCAUUUCACUGGCUUAUGUAGAGUGCUGUUUGUAUUUUAAGGACUGCCUGAGAACAUGUAAUCAGUUUGAGGCCUGAAGUGAAGGAUUCUAGAAGCUGCACUGCACAGCAUGUGGGGGGGACCAGUUGUCCCACUUGCACACUGGGCAGCCCUACCUCAGAGCAAGUGCAAGUAUACACACAAGGCGGAGAAGGAGGGCUGGGCUAGCCUCUCUUCUCCCCUCCCCUCCCCCGGCAUCUUCCUUCUGUAUUAUAAAGACUUCCAGUCUACCAGCAGCAAACCUCAUGGGUUUGGAAAAUUUCAACUUAUCUUUGUCUUUAGCCCCUAUAUUAGCUGACUUCUUUCUGAGCCUGCUUUAAAAAUCUACACUCCUGCCAUCUGAGGUUAUACUUCAGGGAAAAUGUAGCCCAGGCAGAGGGAGAUAGAAAGUCACAGAUUUAGUUUGCCAAUGGUUGUGUCUUACGUUCUGAGUUUGAGUUACACAAGGGCUAAUUUAUACCUCUUUUACUUUUUUUUUUUUUUUACUUUGGCCUUGGGGGUAGGGAGAAGACGGAGAUUUUGGUGAUUUCUUGGUUGGCAAGGAGGAUAAAAAUGGUAAUGCUUUUUGAGGGGCUUGCCUGCUUUACCCUGUUCUGUGAAUCCAUAAGGACAUUUCCUGGUACUUCUGUCAAUGCUGUGUUCAACUCGGGACAGAAGCUGAGUUUGCCUGUCCAGGAGCCACACUAAAGGCAUGAAUUCAUUGGUCAAGUAUUUGUUACCUGGAAUGUAACUUGAAAGCAAAUACAUUUUGAUUUCAACCUUUUGUGUUGUGUUUUUUUUUUUUCUUUCUUUUCUUUUAGAAAAAUCAAAAGAAUGACAUUUUACAAAAAGAUGAAUACUGGGAUUGCUUACAGGCAAAAAUCCUACGUGACACUCUUGAUUCAUGCAUACAAAAGGGUGGGGUAUUCACUCCACCUUUCAUUCCAUUUUAUUCAACAGCUAUUUAUUGUCUUUACUGUGUUAAUGGUGAGGCUGCUGUGAUGAACGUGGCAUUUCUCUGCCCUUAAAAAGCUUAAUGUCUCAUGUUUCUUUUUGUCAUUUUCUGUUUCAAAUCUGGAUUUCUAGUUGGUGCUAAAAAAGUUGACUCCUGGGAAAAUGUCUAAUCCAGGGAUGUGUCUCAUCACUCUGUCAGUGGGCAAUAGAUUCAGGCUGGGAUAAGAGAAUUAGUGCAAAUAAAAAGAUAUAGCUGGGGCUGGUUUUAGGAACCACUGAGGAAAAAUGGACUGCAUACAGCCAUAUUACAUAUGGGGUCUGAUUCUGGAAUCAGAGAGGCAGCCAGGUUCCAGGAGCCAUCUCCUGAAGGCAUUUCUGUUACUGUUACUGGAGUUACUGUUACUGGAGUUUCUGUUACUGCUCUCCGCUGCUAGCCAAAAGUUGGUGGUUCGAGUGUACCGAGAAGCAUCUCAGAAGAAGGGGCUGGUGAUCUAAAAAAAAAAACUUCUGAAAAAAUCAGCCGUUGAAAACCCUGUGGAGCCCACUUCUCCUCUAACACACAUGGGGUUGCCAUGAACUGGAGUUGACUUGACGGCAACGUGGUGGGUACUUUCCUGGAAUGACUUCUGCCCCGUGGUGUCUUAGAACUUCUUACAGCUCUGGAAAACAAACUCAGAUACAGUUUUUGGUAUUUCCCAUCCUGUUAUUCUUUUCUGUGGCUUUGCAAAACAAAUACUGGUGACUAAGAUUUCCCAACAACCCUUGAUUCAAUGAUUUUUUAUUUUUAUUUUUUGGUAAUAGUUUUGUUGUGGCCUGUUACUGUUGUUGUUUUAAAAGAGAUAGACCACUGGUUCUAGAAGUCAUGGCACAGAUGCCCCUGUCAUGUCUUGUUGUGCCUUUCCACCAGUCGCCAGCAUCUAGCACAAAGCAUGGCACAUAGUAAGCUUUAAAAAAAAAGUGUUGAAUGAGAUAAUAAAUGCUUCAAAUGAUAGUGGAUUUCAUUCACUAGGUAAUAAAUCAGAUUUGCAUUUUUAAUCAAGAAGGAAACAAUUACCAGUUCCUUAAGAUCCAACAGAAUUCUUUUGAUCUCUCUCUGUUUUAAUUUUCCAGGAAAUAGCUUCUAACAACCUACACUUUGUCUGUUCUCCACCAGCUCUUGCUCUUAUCAUCAUCAGUGAUAAUGCCAGAGUACAGUCCUUCUUCACUGGUGACUAUUGAAAUGAGAUGAUAACUUCCCAGAAACUGCCUAGAAAUCAUCACUUUAUUACCCUUUGAAAAGAAGAGUGAUAGAAAAGUCAUUUGAAAGAUGGUUCAUUACCAUGCCCUAGGACGAUUUCUUUACUCACAUCUCUCCAAAGCCUGAGAAAAGGAGGAUUAUUUUCUGAGGUCAGAAUUUGAAGGCCGUGUGUUUGCCUCUUUGAAGUCUUGGUAUUUAAUUUUCUGUAGUCAUUUCUUGGGCAAUUUUCUAAGAAACUAGUUGAAGCUAAUUUAUCAUAAGUUAAAGUCAAAUGACAGAAAAGAUUUUUUUUUUCCGUAACAGCAUUUUAUUCCACAGAGGUUAGCUUCUGAAGGAAAAUGAGACUUAAAUAGCAUUUCAAAUCUCCAGCCACAUGGGUGGGUACACAGAAUAGAAAGGUUCUGGAAACCACACUGCUUUUUUAUUUAGCACAGUUAUUACUUUGUGACUUUUUUCCUAGACCAUGAUGUCCAGAUAAGAUGUUGUAUCUUUGUGAAAAACUCUCCUAAAAAUAAUUAUAUUGCUUGCUUAAUUUUUCAAAGAAAGACCUUUAGUGCUCAAGGAAUAACAAACUUUGGUCUCUCCUUUGCUUUUUUCAGACUUUUGGUAUAACUGUAUGACAUUUGUUUAGCCUUUCUGUUUAUCCCUAACUGAAAUGGAGAUGAUGGUUCUUACCUCUUCAAACAGUAAUGAGAGUAUUUAGAAAGUCCUACGAGAAUCUCAUUUAAACGGCUUCUUACGAGCGUGGGAUCCAGUUCAAUAAGUAAUAAGGGGUUUUCAUUUUUGCUAUUGUGUGAUCAUUAUUUAAUGUUUGCAGAGGCUCCUCAGUGGACCUGUUUCAGUGUAAACACAAAAGUGAUUUCUUCUUUUCCAAGGGGGAAAAAGCUCAUUGCUCGUUUUUUGUUUGGAAGCUUAAUUAAAUACUUC